ACUACACGUGCUGAGUUUCGCUAGAGUUUCAGUUUCUUAUUGCUUGUAAAUUUAAAUGGAUUUAUUUUUGUGCAGUUUACUGACUUUGUGGCUUGGCAUCGUUUUUAUUGCACUCAAAUACUGGCAGAAGUUAAACUACUGGAAGAGGCAAAAUGUACCACUUCUCAGUGUUAUGUCACUCAUGUGGCAAUUGAGGAGAAAGCCAUUAUACCAACUGGUGGAUGACAUCUAUAACGAUAUGUGUGCUAAGAAAGAGCCCUUUAGAGUGGUGGAGAUGCUAUUCUUUACGGCGGUCAUUGUACAGGAUCAAGAGGCCAUUAAAAAUGUCUUUAUAUCGGACUUUGAAAAAUUCGCCGAUCGUGGACUCUACAUCAAUCAUCGUGAUCCCCUUUUGUCGCACAUGGGCCGAAUGGAGUACAGACACUGGAAACCUUUAAGGCAGAAAUCGGCACCAGCGUUUUCGGCAUCGCAAACUAAAGUUAUGUAUCCCAUAGUGGCGCAUGUUGGUGAUCGCUUUGUGCAAGUCUUGCAUGAUAUGAUAGCGUCAAAGGUCCCCAACUGCCAGGAAGUGGAAAUGCAUAACUUAUGUGCACGCUUUGCCAUAGAUGCCAUUGGUAGCAUGGCAUUUGGCAUAGAAUGCAAUACCCUUAACAAUAAUGACUCUGAAUUUAGAAAAAUUGUCCUUAAAGCUGUGCGAGAGCAGUUUCGAAUUCCCUUUCAAUUAACAGCGAAAUUAACCAAAAUUUUUCAAGCCCUUAAUCUUAAAUAUCACAGCAAGGAGAGCAUUGACUUCUUUACCAAUUCCAUUAAACAGACCAUGGCAUACCGUGAGAAGCAUAACAUACAGCGUUCUGACUUCUUACAAAUACUAAUGGAAAUGAAGAGAGAGAGUUCCGCUGAAAGCCAGGACGACUCCCCAACCUCCCACAAUAUAGUGGGCCAGGCAUUUCUGUUCUUUGCGGCGGGAUAUGACUCCAUAUCGAGUGCCAUGAGUCAAGCGCUAUAUGAGAUGGCCAAAAAUACUCACAUACAAGCCAAGGCUAGAGCGGAAGUAUUAAAGAUUUUGAAGGAAGAUGAGGGUCAACUAACCUAUGAAGGCAUUCAAAGAUUGAAAUAUGUCAAACAAAUUGUUCUAGAAACUUUACGUCGCUACUCCUUGUUGUUCACCUUGCCUCGAUGCUCUCGUUAUGCAUGUACCCUUAACUCCUCCUCAACAUCUAUAAGGCUUCCACAAAAUACCAUAGUUUUGAUACCAGCUCAUGCUGUUCAAAAUAAUCCUGAAUUUUAUCCUGAACCCGAGAGAUUUCUUCCCGAAAGAUUUGAAAAUGAACUCAAAAAUCGACGACCAGCUUGUAGUUUUCUAGCUUUUGGCGAUGGCCCCAAAAAAUGCCUGGCAGAACAUUUUAGCCUUACGCAAAUUGUAGCUGGAUUAGCUCCACUCUUGUCCAAUUUCCAAUUCUCAGUGUGCGACAGAACACCCAGGGAAAUGGUUUUUGAUAUUGAAAUGUCGCGUUUGAGUAUAGGCUAUAAUGUAUUUUUAAGAGUUGAAAAAUUAAUCAAAUAAGAAG
Messenger RNA from Stomoxys calcitrans (stable fly), 1568 nucleotides. Its product is annotated as cytochrome P450 6a22. Gene Ontology annotation, molecular function: heme binding; iron ion binding; oxidoreductase activity, acting on paired donors, with incorporation or reduction of molecular oxygen. The record is from RefSeq and is a predicted model, not a curated record. The transcript is spliced from 2 exons. NCBI's taxonomy places the organism in Eukaryota, Metazoa, Arthropoda, Insecta, Diptera, Muscidae. Bases 56 to 1564 code for a protein of 502 amino acids.